ACAGGGAGGGUCAGGGAGUCAGGCAGAGAGGGAGCUGAGAGACUGACAAGCCUGUCAGCCCAGUGGAGUAGAUGAGCCGUCUUCCUGGAAUCAAGACAAUGACAUAUUUGUGUUUGUGUUGCUGAGUGUGGGUCUGGAUUGCACCUCAGGGCCCUGUGGACUCCCACCACCAGAAGCUCCACCAACAACACUACUACCACCACCAGCAGCAGCAGCAGCAGCAGCAGGUUCGACAGAGUGGAAUUUCCCCCCUCUCUCUCCAGGCUGGGGCUGGGGGCAGAUGGUCGCUCUCAGACUUUGAACAGGACUCAGGAAGGAGAGUGAGAGGAGAGGAAGGGUGGGAGGAGGGCUGGACAGGGAGAGAGGAGAGGAAGAGAAGUGAGGAGUGGACAGAAGGGGAGACAUGCUUCGCUACGGUUCAGGACGAAGUGUUUCCACCACCACCACCACGACAGAGGAAUCUCCAGACUCUGAGAGGAGGAUCAGACGUCUCAGGUUAACUCUACAUGCGGGAGACAAUGGCAGCAACGAGCCAAAAACAGCAAACUCAGACACAGCUCAGAGAGAGAAAGACGUCAGUGGCGCCUGGAAGAAGAAGAAUGGGCUGAUCCAAAGAGAGAGGCCAGCUGGCAGGGAGUCACCUCAGCAGCACCUCAGAGACACGGCCAAUGGGGUGCCAGAGUCCUCGGAGCAGCAUCAUGGGCCCAAAGUGUACGGCGUGGUGCAGAGGGCGGGCUCGGACAGACAGCAGGAGGUGAUGGCGCGAGAGUGGACGGUCACUCACCUUCACGAUGAGAUGAGGUACAUCAAGGAGGUGAGAGAUUCUCUGGAGAAGGUGAGAGAGAGGAUGUACGGGCAGUUUGGAGGAAUGCAGCAAUCCAUGCAGAAGCUUUCACAGGAAAUCAGGUCUGCUAACUCACAUCGCAGGAGUCUGGAGUCAGAGGUGAGGGUCCGGACGGCGGCCAUGGACAGCUUUGACCAGAUGAACAGCUCCCUCAUAUCUGCCAACAUCACCCUGCAGUGUCCUUUGCAGAAAUCCCUUCUGGAGAACUGUCAGAGCAGAGUGGACACCAAAGAGGAGGUGAAGAGUUUGCGGAGCACCUGUGAGAAAACACAAGAGAAGCUCAGGGACAAAGAGAGGGAGCUGGCCGCUGCGCAGGAGGAAAACCAGACUCUGAGGCUGCAGGUGGAGUGUUCGCGGGAAGCCAACGCUCAGGCGCUGCAGGAGCUCUCGGAGAAACUACAGAGGGAGCACGAUGAAAAGCUGCUGGAAGAACAACAGAAGCACAGGGAGGAGAUUGAAAACCUGCAGGCACAACUGGAUGAGUACAUCAGGCGACUGGAAGAUGCAGAAAGACAAAUCAGGACUGCAGAGGCCAAGAUCACUGAGAGGGACCAGAGGAUCAUUGAACUGGAGCGUCUGCUGGACUGUAUGGGCAAGGAAAAGAAUCAAUUCCAGAAGAAGCUGCAGGAUUGUGAACAGCGUCUCCGCUUGAUGGAGCUGACAGACACAACUGAUUCAACUGUGGCUAAAAGGUCCAAAGAGCUGCAGGAAGAAGCAGGGGAUCUCCGAGAGAGAAUCAAGCAUUUGAACGACAUGGUGUUCUGCCAGCAGAGGAAAGUCAAAGGAAUGAUCGAGGAGGUUGAAUCUCUACGAACUCAAGUCGCCCAGAAGGACAUGUUCAUCUCAGAGCUUCUGGACAGGAUAGCAAUAGUUGAGUGUGAGAAUAAUGAGUUAGAAGACAAGCUGAAGUAUUUUAUGUCCACACAGAAUAGGCCUCGAGAGGCUUUGGAAACCAGAGAGACAGGAGUAGGCUGUGAUUUGCUCCCCAGACGUGAAGUACAGAGUCAUGACACGCUUCAACCAACUCAUCUCCAUCCAAUACAACUCCCACCACUUGUUCUGCCGCCGCCAUCAAUGAAACCUCCAUCAGCCACAAACCCCUUAUCACCCACACAAUCUUCAUCACUCACACAAUCUUCAUCACCAACACAACCUCUCUCACCCACACAACCUCUGUCACCCUCACAACCUCUGUCACCCACACAACCUCUGUCACCCACACAACCUCUGUCACCCUMWCAAUUUCUGUCACCCUAUCAACCUCUCUCACCCACACAAUCUUCAUCACCCACACAACCUCUGUCACCCACACAACCUCUGUCACCCACACAACCUCUGUCACCCACACAAUCUUCAUCACCCACACAACCUCUGUCACCCACACAGUUUCCACCUUCCCUCCAGUUCUCAUCCUCCACACAACCUCUGCCCCCCACACAACCUUUACCCCCUCCACCUCUCCUUCAGCAUCCAUCCCUCUUUCUGACAAUGCCCACCCAACCGAGGACAUUCAAGCCAAGUAACCCUCCUCCCAGCAGGCUGGAAUCUAGUUUACUGAGAUUCACUCCUGUGGAAUACAGCCGCAUCCUGCUGUCCAACCCCCAGGGUGGGACGUCCCCCUACACCCGCCCGGCUGAACCUGAGCCGCCAUUGAGCCCUGGAAGAGACGAAGUGGACGCUGUAACGGACACAAAGUCAAGCUCAAAUCCGGAGGAAUCCAUGUCGUCCCAGGCAUCUACUCGAGCACGAUCGAGAGCACCUGGAGUUUAUACACCGUUCAUGAAGCUGAUGGAAAUCACAUCAAAGCUAAAAAUAGAACCAUCUUAAAGAAAUAGUAAUAUUUAUAUAUAUUCUAGAUGUUUGUGAAAUACACUUUACCUCUUGCUUUGCUGAGUUGCAUUAGAAGAUUGAGACCACUCCCCUUUUUACAAUACCAAUGAUGCAGUAAAUUAGCUUAGCUUAGCAUUAUGAACAUGAACAAAAGGGAAACAGCUGCAGGCUUUGUGCAAAAGCUACGAUCAGACUGUAGGCUCAACUGGACCAAUCAAAGUUUUCUGCUCAAAUAGCACAAGUCACAUAAAUGUGUUAGUUCCAGUUCACACUGGUGUCUGACGCUGGCCACAUUAUUGGCACAUUUUAAAAAUAACAUGAACUUCCAAACCAAAAAAUCGUAUCCGAGCAAUCAAUCCGAAUUGAGCACCAUGACCAAAGUGGCCAAAAUCUGCAUCUCUAAAGCUGUUGGAGGCAGUGAAGUGUAGAACUAGCAGUUUGACAGGUGUUUAAAAAAUGUACGUCUGGACAGAGAUUAGUCGAAUCAAUACAUUAUGAACAUGUGCAUUAAAUAUGUCUCUGUGGUUAAAGCCAAACGCAGUUACACAUAUGAAUGUGGUACUGAUCCUCUCUAUUCCUCAGCAAAGAAAGAUUACUUUUUUAAAAAAGGUUAAACUCUCCCUUUAAAACUGAGUAGGCUUUGGUCUGGUUGUAUUUAAAUGACCAUGUGUGACACUGAUCUCACUUUUACCAGUCAGAAGCUGACACAUGAAUGAAUCUGUAAUACUGUGGAACAGGAUUCUGGUCGAUGAUGAAAAGUCUUUUUUUUCUAUUAUAUUCAGAUUCUCUGUGUGCACAUAGUACUAUUAAUUGUGAUACAUGUUGCAGGGUGUAAAUAAUCUGAUACUCUGUCAAAAAAAAAUUGUAAAUAACAUAUUGAAGGAUUAUAAAUAUGUUUUGUUUACAGUAAACGUAGCCUACUCGUGUUGCUGAAGCAACUAUGACUACUCAGUCAGAUAUAAAGGUUAUUUGGUGUAUUUUCCUAUUAUUUUUUUAUUGGCUCUGUACAAAUUAAAUGAAUAUUAUUUUAUUACUGUCACAUUAUGUACAUUAUAUUUAUUAACAUGCUCUGUGCCUUUGGGAGUAGCCCGCUGUCUGAUACUGGUGGUGGAAAUGAAUCUCAACAGGGUAACAUAAUAACAACGAUAAUAACUGUACAUUUCUGUGGUGAUGAUAAAACUGUUAAAUUACUUUAAAAUCUAUUUACCGUAAUUAGGUGACUGCCAUGUCUGAGCCACUGGCACAAGUGUUAUCCAGCUGUUGACCUCACUGCCACCACUGUGAUGUGAAAAUACUUCAUGAUGUGCCUUUACCUUAUUACAACAUAUCAAACUGCAACUAAUGAGAUGAGGCCGGCAGAUGUUUGGCUAAUAAAGACUUUACUGUACAAGUAUUCUGACUGUGUCAAUGGACGUCCCCACUUAUACACAAUCAUACAUGAACAGAUGUCUGAAGCCAUGUAGCCUAUA
Messenger RNA from Paralichthys olivaceus (Japanese flounder), 4143 nucleotides. RefSeq names its product myocardial zonula adherens protein (gene myzap). Lineage: Eukaryota; Metazoa; Chordata; Actinopteri; Pleuronectiformes; Paralichthyidae. The record is from RefSeq and is a predicted model, not a curated record. Gene Ontology annotation, biological process: intracellular signal transduction. Gene Ontology annotation, cellular component: intracellular anatomical structure.